AUAAGAUAAAUGACAAAGAGAACUAUUGGAACACCUUACCAGAAAUAUUAACUUUUAUUUAUCAAUAAUUUUAAUUCCUAUUUCCUUACCUUAGUUGUUGCAUUAAAUGUGUUGCUUUCUCUUUGGAGGAUAAAUGGAUUCUGAUAACCUUCUCUCGGUUCUGUAGCUAAUUCUUCUCCUUCUCCGGUGGGUGCUACGUCAGCUUCUCCGAGCUUACGUCAUCUCAACGGCGUCCCUGAGCCAUAUCAAAGAUUCAGGAUCAAUCUUGAGCUAAACGAGAAAGUUGCUGAUUGUUAUCUUCUGGUGUGAUAAAAAUAAUGGGAUUUUUUUCGUCGAUGUUCAGUGGGUUUGCUCGAUCUUUCUCGAUCAAGAAAGUGAAGAACAAUAAUGGAACUAGCGACGCUAAGGAAGCUGCUGAUGAGAUGGCGAGAGAUGCCAAGAAGAAGGAGAAGAUUCUGAAAUCAUGUGGUUACGUUUAUGCAGACGGUUCUAAUAACUCGGCCUCUGUUUUCUCUAAACGAGGAGAAAAAGGCGUUAACCAGGACUGUGCAAUAGUUUGGGAGGGAUUUGGGUGCCAAGAAGACAUGAUUUUCUGCGGAAUAUUCGAUGGACAUGGACCAUGGGGUCACUAUGUAGCCAAACAUGUAAGAAACUCAAUGCCUUCGUCGCUUCUUUGCAACUGGCAAAAGAGUCUUGCUCAAGCCACACUAUUAGACCCCGAGCUAGACCUCGAAGGCUCCAAUAAAAAGCUCUCAAGAUUUGACAUAUGGAAACAUUCCUAUCUCAAGACAUGUGCAUCAGUUGAUCAAGAGCUUGAACAUCACCGCAAGAUAGAUUCUUACUACAGUGGCACAACCGCUCUAACUAUUGUCAGACAGGGUGAAGUUAUUUAUAUAUCAAAUGUAGGCGAUUCGCGAGCGGUACUAGCCACGGUUUCUGAUGAAGGAAGCUUGGUUGCUGUUCAGCUCACACUCGAUUUCAAACCUAAUCUGCCUCAGGAGAAGGAGCGGAUACUCGGAUGCAAAGGGAGGGUUUUCUGUCUGAAAGAUGAGCCUGGAGUCCACCGUGUGUGGCAACCAGAUGCAGAAACACCUGGGCUUGCAAUGUCGAGAGCGUUCGGAGACUAUUGUAUCAAAGACUAUGGAUUGGUCUCAGUCCCUGAAGUUACUCAAAGACAUAUCUCUGCUAAAGAUCACUUCAUUAUCUUGGCUAGUGAUGGGAUAUGGGAUGUGAUCUCAAACCAAGAAGCUAUAGAGAUCGUUUCUUUGACCACUGAGCGGCCUAAGGCGGCUAAGAAGUUAGUUGAGCAAGCGGUUCGGGCUUGGAAGAAGAAGAAACGAGGAAUCGCCAUGGACGAUAUGUCCGUGGUCUGCCUCUUUCUCCAUUCGUCAUCGUCAUCUCUCUCACAACAUGUUCAUCAUGCCACGUCUUUUAAGUAAAAAAAUGAGUUGUAAAUAGUUCAGGGAUAGCGUUGCACAUUCAUUUUGAAAUUGGAAAUGCAUUUUUUUGGUUGCAGCCA
This is a messenger RNA of Brassica oleracea var. oleracea, 1519 nucleotides long. RefSeq names its product probable protein phosphatase 2C 73. Gene Ontology annotation, molecular function: protein serine/threonine phosphatase activity. NCBI's taxonomy places the organism in Eukaryota, Viridiplantae, Streptophyta, Magnoliopsida, Brassicales, Brassicaceae. Gene Ontology annotation, biological process: protein dephosphorylation. Bases 318 to 1439 code for a protein of 373 amino acids. The record is from RefSeq and is a predicted model, not a curated record. The transcript has 6 exons.